CUUCUCCUGUGGGGUUCCCUCCUUUAUGUAGCACUAAUGUCCCUUCCACUGGGGGCAGAGGCACCAAAAAGAAGCCAGUACAUCUGGAAAACAGAUGUAUGGGGUGUAUGUGUGGCCAAUGAUUGCGGUUCGGUCGGGCUUCAGAGUCGCUCUGUGUGGUGUGUCCAUUCUGAAGGCUGGAGCACGCAUCAGUCCAAUUGCUUUCCAUCUGAUCGCCCAGCGCACCAGAGAGUGUGUGUGAAGAUGUGCGAGUGGCAAAAGGAUCUGUUUGAGUGGCGCUCGUCUCCUUGGGGUCCCUGCACCCCGGGUCCUCUCCUCCCAGCCAAUCGAUGUGUGACCGCUCAGCGUGGAGUACAGAGCCGAGAUGUGGUGUGUGUGAAGCGUACCAACGGCACCACGGUGAGCCAGCAUAUGUGUGAAGCGUUUUCAGCAGCGCCGGAGCGAGAACAGGCGUGUUUGUUACCCUGCCCGAUCGACUGCGUCGUCUCCGCCUUCACCCACUGGUCCACCUGCAGUCGUACCUGCGGGUCGGCCCUCCAGCAGCGCACCAGACACGUGCUCGCGGCGCCUCUGUAUGGAGGAGCAGACUGUCCCAGCCUCACCCAGACGCGUCCCUGUAACCACGAGAAAGCCCACCCUGCCCUUUGUCCCUCCGACCAACAGGAAUACAGUUACAGUUUGUGGGUGGGGCCCUGGAGCCCUUGCAGACUUAAAGGGACAGGGCCUGUUGGAAAGACCACAGUGGACUUUGGUUUCGGGCUUGAUGGGAAAAAAACAAUCAAAGCUUCGUACACCAUCAAACGCCACGCUGAGAGUAAUUACCGUCCAAAUCAUUAUGAUGAAAGAGGCCAUAAAGAAUCCUGGGAAAUUAUCAUUGGCUAUCAGACUAGGCAACUGCGCUGUAUGAGGAGCGAUGGGAAGAACGCCAUGCUAAGCCUUUGCGACCACGAUAACAGCCCGGUGAACUUUCGCUCAUGCGUGAUGCCCAGACACUGCAAAGUGUCUGAUUGGUCGUGGAGUCCGUGUUCAAAGACAUGUCGGACGUCUGAUCAAUCGCCUGGCUUCAAAAUCAGGAGCCGCAGCCUGGAAAGAGCAGCCAUUGGUGGAGGAGAGCCAUGCCCCGCCCUGAAGGAAAAAGCUAACUGUAAUGUUUUGGAAGACACUCUGCCACUGUGCCCAAGGUAUGAGUGGAGGGUGACCAACUGGAAACCAUGCCAGGUGACCCCACUGUUGAGUCAGCAGGACCAUCGCCAUAACAACACCAGCAUCCUGUGUGGACGUGGCAUCCGGACCCGAGAGGGAUAUUGUGUCAGAAUCCAUGACAACAAAGUAUCAUCCCAUAUGAAUCGGCCUGUUGGCAGAAACUUGUGCACCGGGCCUUUACCGCUAUUGGCUGAGUCUUGCUUCAUUCCCUGUCAGAAACAUUGUCCCCUCACACCUUGGUCACCCUGGGGACCCUGUCUCCAUGACAACUGUUUGGAACUUCAAGGAGAAGAAGGUUUCAGGGUGAGAACUCGUUCUGUAAUUAAGGAGUCAUGGGCGGAAUCCGACAGUUGCCCUCACGUCAGGGCGAUGACCUGCGAUGACCCCGUCUGCUUCAAGUGGAGAGUGACGUCACAGGGACCCUGUGUUCCUCAAAAUGGGUCGUGUGGCCCAGGAUUCCAAGAACAGAGUCUGGAGUGUUUGUCUGCCACAGGUGAGCCGGUCCCUAAUGACGGGUGUUCAGAAGAUCCUCCUCCGGUCCUGCAGGCAUGUGAGAUGCCCUGUCCUUGGGACUGUGUCCUGGGACACUGGAGCCCCUGGACUUCCUGUUCCCAGUCCUGCUCCAGUAAGCACCAAGAGGGAAAACAAACUCGCUCGCGUCUUAUUCUGGCUCUUCCUGGAAAGUCUGGAAAGCCAUGUCCUCCGGCCCCUGAGCUGGAGCAAUGGAGACCCUGUGGCACACACUCAUGCACAGUAUACUAUUGGGAUACUUCACCUUGGGAUCCCUGUGUGCCAAACACCAUCACAGACGAGAGCGAAGGUAACAGCACAACUCCACAGAUGGAGAAUGAUGCCACCUGCGGAACAGGAGUAGAGAUUCGCCAAGUCACGUGCAGGAGAGCCGGGAACGGACAUGUUCUGCCAAAACGGUGUCCAGAAUCCUCCCGUCCUGACUCGACACGGUCUUGUCCUUUACCUUGCAAAACUGACUGCGUUGUCACACCUUUUAGUGAAUGGAGCGCCUGUACCACUUCCUGUUUAUCAGUAAAUGCUACCGCACCAACCCAGUCCCGUCACAGGAUCAUAAUCCAGAGACCUGCUAAUGGAGGUCAAGAGUGCCCCGAUACUCUUUAUGAGGAGAGAGAAUGCGAUCCACCUCCUCUCUGCCCAACGUACAGAUGGCAGACCCACCGCUGGCAUCAGUGCAUUCUGGUACCUGAUUCGGUGAGGCAGGCUGUGGGUGGGCCCGCAGAGGCAUGUGGUAUUGGCCUAGAGACAAGAGAGGUAACGUGUGUUGGUGCGGACGAUUCUCCAGCAGAUAUGACAGACUGUGUGAGGUGGGCUGGGCUGAUGCCCGUCCCGGUGAGGGAAUGUCGUGUGCCUUGCAGGGAUGAAUGUAGCUUCACGUCCUGGAGCAGAUUCAGCCAGUGUCAAGGCUGUGGAAGUUGGCGCACUCGUUCCCGAUCUCUGAUAGGUCGGAGUAAGAAGCGCUGGAGAUGCCAACAGGAGGAGACGUUUCCUCUGCUGGAGAAAGAAGCCUGUCCUUGUUCUGAAUAUCAAACCAAACCUCAGGGUCCCUGGUCUCCUUGUUUGCUCUCACCAGCAAAGAACAUUGCUGGCCAUCCUUUCAUCCAAGGAGUUUUCCACCAAAGCCAAAAGGCAGUCCAGGGCUGGCGAGCUCAGAGGAAGAACAGCGAGUGUGGGCAUGGAAAGCGUUUCAGAGCUCUUGCCUGUCUGGAUCACAUGGGACGAUUGGUGGAGCCAGCCCUCUGCAGCAGCCCUGGAUUAGAAGAGGAAUCGUGUCAUGUAGCCUGUUCUACAGACUGUAAGCUGAGCGAGUGGUCGAACUGGGCCGACUGCAGCGCCUCUUGUGGUGGAGGCGUAAAGGUUCGCUCUCAGUGGCUGCGAGAGAAGCCUUUCAAUGGAGGUCGACCGUGCCCAAAACUCAAUUACAAAAAUCAGGCUCAGGUGUCUGAGGUACUGCCCUGUUACUCUGACUGCAGUCAGUACGUAUGGGAAGUGAAGUCCUGGUCCAUGUGUGUCCUAAACCCACCAAACAAUCUCACGAAGGCUGUAUGUGGAGAGGGCUUCCGGACGGCCAAAAUCCGCUGCUUGAAAAUGGGAGGAGAAAACCAGUAUGAGGUCGUGGACGACUCGCUGUGCGAGCAAGAGGGACAGCCAAUCACAGUCGAGGCCUGCCUGCUGCCGUGCCCCGCCCACUGCGUGACAUCAGAGUGGAGUCAGUGGACCAAGUGUACCGUGGACUGUAAUGAGGGUGAUUUGAGGUGGAGGAGUAGAAGUGUCUUGAGGUGGCCAGAAGGAGAUCAUACCUGCCCUGAUCUAAACCAAACUCAAGCCUGUAUCAACACGAGCUGUCUCAAAUACUCCUACUCCUACUCAGACUGGAGCAGCUGUCAGCUCAGUGAAAACGCAGUAUGCGGCCUUGGGAUUAAGACCAGACUCCUGAACUGUGUCCGCAGCGACGGGAAGCUGGUGGAACUGAGCAUGUGCAAAGAGUUGGGUCCUUCACGUGGAAAGCUCUCUGCCCCCUGCGAGGUCGGCUGCCCUGUUAAUUGCCUGAUCACAGAGUGGUCCACCUGGUCAGGAUGUUCACACACCUGUGGAAGCCAAAGUCAAAUGACACGAUCCAGGGUAGUUUUGCAGCCCGCGGGUGAAGGAGGUCGUCCCUGUCCGUCUCAGCUGUCCCAGACUCGCCCCUGUCCCAUCAGGCCGUGCUACAGCUGGAUACUGGGGGACUGGAGACCGUGCAGGGUGGAGGGGGCUGACUGUGGCGAGGGAGUAAGUCGGAGGGAAAUAUCCUGUGUAGUGCACUGGGGUUCUCUUUCAGGUCCUCCUCGGCCCGUUCCAGUAGAGGAUAAAAUGUGUGUGGGAAAUUCACAGAGCAAAGUCAGCGAGGUGGAGUUACUGCAGCCCUGCACAAUCCCAUGUCCAGGAGAAUGUCACCUGACCAAAUGGUCACCGUGGAGUUCGUGUCAGCUGCUGUGUUUGGAUGGGAGGAGUUUUGAGACUUGGGGUCGACAGGCUCGUUCUAGAGCCGUAGUCACUCAGGUCCCGGAGAACCAGGACACCUGUCCCAGCCAGAUGUACGAGGCACGGCCGUGCCGAGGAGGAACAUGUCUUAGUUAUGAAUGGAUGACUGGUGAAUGGAGGCAUAACCGUAGACUGGUGUGGUGCCAGCGCUCUGAUGGAGUCAACGUCACAGGAGGCUGCGUUGCUCAGAAGCAGCCCUCUGCCGUACGACAGUGUCACCCUCCCUGCACCAAACCCUUCUCCUUCUGCACACAGAAUGGAGUCUGCGGUUGUGAGAAGGGCUUCACGGAGGUCAUGACCUCCCACGGGUUCCUUGACUACUGCACCAGAACCCCGGGGCUGGACCAUAAGAAGGCAGAUGUGAAGACCACCGCAGGCCGUCUUCGACCAGAGCAAGCCCGGAACAAGCACCCCAUUAAGGACUGGGCGCUACAGCCUCUCGGACCAGACGGCCGUGUCAAGUUAUGGGUGUAUGGGCUGAUGGCGGCCGGGUUUGUCGUGAUCCUCCUCCUCAUCAUCAUGUCCUUCCUCCUGUGUAAAAACCCGGAGGACAGUCCCGGCAGCAGUCCGCAGAAGGCGCUGGCUCUAGCGUACGACGGGGACGUGGACAUGUGAGCCCACCGUGGGUACGCAAUGCUGAAACAUGCUCACAACGCACGUCUGGCAUCUUUCAGAGCGCAACAUAAAUGUUUACGGCAGCGCACGAGCUGAGCACGACAGAUAGCCAGGCCAGAGACGGCGCUGACCGGAUGUUUAAACGACACUAAGACUAAAAGCGAGGCUGUCUGUGGAGGAACUGUUGAGGAGCUGCACAGAGGAAAAUGUCAUGCAGCCAGAACUGAACGCGGCAUACGGUUACCAUAGCUCGAGUGUGUGUGUGUGUGUGUGUGUGUGUGUGUGUGUGUGUGUGUGUGUGUGUGCGUGUGUGUGUGUGUGUUCAUUCAUGAGGGUGCCCAUCAUGAGGAAAUAGUCCUGUUCGUCUUAAAGGAAUCGUUCACUCAUUUUGUUUUUUGUUUUAUUUUUCUUUCAUUUCAAAUCUGUAUGACUUUCUAUCUCCUGUGAACGCAAAAAGAGAAUUUCACUUUAAAAGAGGCAGUUGUAUAAACUACUUUUAUGAUGAUUUUGUGAUGUUUGUUUGUUUGUUUUUAUCCACAUUCAGUGUAAAUGUGUAAAAAAAAGAACAAACAGACCAUCCUUGAAACAUUUAAUUAAAAGUCUUUUAUGUUCUGCAGAAGGAAGAAAGUCAUAUAAUUUUGCAAUCACAUAAGACGGAUAGCAGAAUAGUCUUUUAUUAUUAUUAUUAUUAUUAUUAAUUUAUUUACUUAUUUUUGUGUUACUACGCCUUUAAUGA
Messenger RNA from Puntigrus tetrazona (Sumatra barb), 5605 nucleotides. RefSeq names its product thrombospondin type-1 domain-containing protein 7B-like. Gene Ontology annotation, biological process: cell adhesion. Lineage: Eukaryota; Metazoa; Chordata; Actinopteri; Cypriniformes; Cyprinidae. Gene Ontology annotation, cellular component: extracellular matrix. The record is from RefSeq and is a predicted model, not a curated record.